Molecule: messenger RNA, 3634 nt
Organism: Physella acuta
Lineage: Eukaryota; Metazoa; Mollusca; Gastropoda; Physidae
Product: echinoderm microtubule-associated protein-like CG42247
Biological process (GO): microtubule cytoskeleton organization; intracellular signal transduction
Cellular component (GO): mitotic spindle
Molecular function (GO): microtubule binding
Source: RefSeq, a predicted model, not a curated record
ACUGGACCACCCCAGCAGCCAGUACGACGGUGGGGGCACGAGACAAGACACGCACCCUCCCCUGGGGUCUAACGGUCACGUGACUGAUAUUUACCAGCACAGCGCUGGAACCGGCUUCUCUACAGCCGGGCCGUAUCACACGAAACCAGACUCAAGGUACCCUAACGCUUCAGUUGGGUACCCCACCACAACAAGCGGGUACCCCACCACAACAACCGGGUACCCCACCACAACAACCGGGUACCCCACCACGGCUAGCGGGUACCCCACCACCCACACAGGUCACCACACCAACAACGAACACCACAUAGAAGGUGUCUACACUGCUAGCACACACCCCACAAACUACGCCGUGGAUACCAAUGGAUACCCCAGCAGUGGAUACACCAGCGGCAAUCCAUACCAGUUUGAUUCCAGGAUAAUCGACACGACCUACACGGACAACGGCGGUACCAUCUCGGGAUACGGUGACGUCACCGACAGGAGCGGUCAGAGUGCAUUCACCACCUCCACCUCCCCCAGCAGGAGGAGGAAGUUCGGUAGAGACCACACCAACUACGCCCUCCCGCCUAACCUUGACCCCUUUAAGAACAGCCACCCGGUGGUAAGCCACAACCUUGACCCCGGGAGUGACGUCAUGGACCACGCCGGGCCGCCCGGCCUACCGCUGUCGGAUGGCACCAACGGUUACGGCGAGGACACGGGCCUCAAGGUCAUCGUCCUUGACCGGACGGACGACGAGGACGAGCCUGACGUGACCUUGGACGGUCAGCCGGCGUACGGGUCAAGGUCGAACUCUGAUGUGUAUCCCAUCGACAAGAGCGCCAUCGAGCGCGACCUGUACAAGCAGGAGUACGACCCCACGGUGACCAGCUUCAAGGCCAACAUGACCCCCAGCAUCCACUCCCACAGCAGGCGGACCCCUGCGGGGGAGGGGCGGACCCCUGCAGGGGUCGGGGGGUCGGGCCAAGACGACGUACGCCACCAGAACAGCAUUAACGCUAGUCAACAGUUCAUUUAUCACGUGACUGACUACGACUCGGACAACCUGACCCAGCGGACUUCUUCCGGUCAGGUCAUUGACCCUAACAAAACCAACCCCCAAUCCGUCAGGUCGAAAAAACACUCGUUCCCCAAACGGAUCCACCGGGCGUACGACCCGGUGGAGGUGGUGGAGCAGCCGUCCACCAUGUACGCCAUGGCACAGAUCGACUACGACCGCUACACCAACCAGUCGCAGCUGAGCACCGUGAUGGAGGACAGCGGGCAGGAGACGCACCGGACCGACGAGACGGCUGACCAGUAUGACGUGUACACCGGCGGCAAGAGCCGGACCUUCCUGAUCCACCCCUCGGCCAAGAUCUCCACCCACCGUGUCCCUGGGGCCACCAGCCCCGACUUCAAGGUCAUGGGCCCCGGGUACAAGUUCCAGGUAGAUCGAUACAACAUGAUCAAAAGGGCAUCGAUACUCAACAGGGCCGAGAAGCUUCUAGACGCUAGACGUGGCCACUAUAAUGACAGCCAAUCAGAAACGAGUGACGAGAUUCGACAAGUCGGCGACGAUGAAGACGACGAGGAUGAGGACGAUGUGAAUGAGAUGACCGGCCCUCGACACCACGCGUUACGUCACGUCCGGCAGCGUCAGUUCGACGACUCGACUAGCUACAACAGCAGUGAUGAUGUGCUCAACACCAUGAGGUAUCACCCUAGAGGCCCUGUCUCGCAGGCUGCCAGGAGAGCCCGUCUGACGUCAGUUAAUGCCAGACUCAACAAACAGAAGAGGAUCCGACAGUCCAGGAGACAGAAUAUACCGCCCGCCCCAGUUAGCGAUGAUGACGUCAAUUCGUCCCAGAGUGACGUCAUGGAGCAGCCGCCCAUCUUCAGGAAACCCCAGAAAAUACGUCAGCGCUACGAGGACUCGAGGCUGCGUGACGUCAGCAAUGACGUCAGCCAAAAGCAGCCCGGGGAGGGGGGUGACGGCAUCAAAGGGAGGAGGGUGCUGUUCUUUAGGAACGGUGACGCCCACUUUAAACCAAAGCAGGUGCUGAUCAACCAAAAGACCUACGCCAACCUGGAGAAGCUACUAGUCGACCUCAGCUCCAUGGUGGAGACAUCAACUGGCGUCAAGUACAUCUUCUCCUGGCCGGAGGGCCGCGAGAUCAAAUCCAUCACAGAGUUCGAGAACGGCAAAUACUACGUGUGCUCCAGUACCAGUAAACUUCAGAAAGUUGAUUACGGGAACAGCCGAGAAUCUCAUUGGAAGGGCGGGAAAAUUGACCGGAAGGAGAACUUCUUGUUCCAGCACGACGGGAAGGUCCAGUCCCCCCUGAGACGGCCGCGGGUGCUGACCAUCAUCAGCAACAUCUACCGCGACAGCCGCGAGAAGCUUAUCCUCAACACCAACUCACAGAUGAACUUCGAGGACAUCCUCAACGACAUCUCCAACCUCGUCAACAUCCCCAACCCACCCGUCAGGGCGCUCUACACGGAGAGGGCGCCACAUCAGAAGGUUGAGAGCUACAGUCAACUGAUCCGCGAGUUCGGCGACCACGACAACUUCCUGGCUUGCGGGGAGGAGUUGAUGCCCCUGGAGCUGGCGCCGAAAAAACAAAGCGUCAACGGGCAGGUGGAAGUUUCUAGAAAAGGUGGACGGAAAGAUGCUAAGUCCAUUGCUGACCGCCAGACUUUAGACUCCUCCCCCACACGCAACUCUGAGAUGACAGAAAGGGGCGGGGCCAAGAUGAACGGCAGGAUCAAGAACGGCAAACCUGACUCCAUCAAAUGUGACAUCAACGGCAAAACUCGAGAAUUUUUCCCGCCAUCAGUACCGGACGAAGAGGAUGAUGGGAGAAAACCUGAGAAAAAACUCAAACUCGAAUGGGUCUACGGGUUCAGGGGUCGGGACAUGAAGCAGAACUUGGCAGUGCUGCCGUCCACUGGUCAACUGGUCUACUCAGUGGCCGCUGUCGUCGUGUUGUACGACAAGAAGUUCGGGACUCAGAAACACUACAUGGGUCACUCAGAGGACAUCACGUGCUUGACCAUCCAUCCCAACGGUCGAUUUAUCGCCACGGGUCAAACGUCGGGAAAAACUCCAGAAACAGGGGCUCACAUCCGUGUGUGGGACGGUACAUCCCUGUCGACCUACGCAGUUAUCGGCCUUGGCACCUUCCAGCAGGGCAUCUCGUGCCUCAACUUCUCCGAGAGGGGCAUCCCGGGCACAGACUCUACGACUGGCGAACUUCUGAUGGCGAUCGACGACAGUGAGCGCCACCAGCUUUCAGUCUGGGAUUGGCAGACGGAGAAAAUGGUCGCCAGAACUACGACGACGAACGAGCCAGUGGUGGCCGGCUGCUUCUACCCGUCAGACGAGAGCAUCCUGGUGACGUACGGCAAGGAACACAUCCACUUCUGGAAGAUGUUCUGGGAUAAGGGCCGGAAGAUAAUGAGAGACAAGCUCAGCGGCAACUUCGAGGGUGAUGUGCCAAAGUUUGUGACGUCAAUUUGUUUUUCGCCUUCUGGUGACGUCAUAAGUGGUGACUCCUCCGGCUCCCUCCUCGUCUGGUCACGUGACAACAACAACGUCUUCUCCAUCAACGACAUCCUGUCUCGGCACAGCAAGAAGGCUCACAAG